Plasmodium reichenowi is the source of this 1482-nucleotide messenger RNA. Its product is annotated as hexokinase. Gene Ontology annotation, cellular component: mitochondrion; cytosol. Gene Ontology annotation, molecular function: fructokinase activity; D-glucose binding; ATP binding. The transcript has a single exon. Gene Ontology annotation, biological process: glucose 6-phosphate metabolic process; glycolytic process; intracellular glucose homeostasis. The record is from RefSeq and is a predicted model, not a curated record. Bases 1 to 1482 code for a protein of 493 amino acids. NCBI's taxonomy places the organism in Eukaryota, Apicomplexa, Aconoidasida, Haemosporida, Plasmodiidae.
AUGAGUGAGUACGAUAUUGCAAAAAAUGAUGUAACAUAUACCAAGUUAGAUACAAUAGAAUGUGAUAUACCAAUAAAUGAAGAGUUAUCAUGGAGAAUUAAUAAAUUUGUGAAUCAGUUAAGAAUAUCUUAUUCAACAUUAGAAGAAUUUGUAGACAAUUUUGUAUAUGAAUUAAAGAAAGGUUUAGAAGCUCAUCGUAAACAUCCAAAUUUAUGGAUUCCUCAUGAGUGUAGUUUUAAGAUGUUGGAUUCGUGUAUUGCUAAUAUUCCUACUGGUCAAGAGAAGGGUACAUAUUAUGCUAUAGAUUUCGGUGGUACUAAUUUUCGAGCUGUAAGAGCUUCAUUAGAUGGAAAAGGAAAAAUAAAGAGAGAUCAAGAAACAUAUAGUUUAAAAUUUACAGGAUCAUAUUCUCAUGAGAAAGGUUUAUUAGAUAAGCAUGCAACAGCAUCACAAUUAUUUGACCAUUUUGCUGAAAGAAUUAAAUAUAUUAUGGGGGAAUUUAAUGAUUUAGAUAAUAAAGAAGUGAAGAGUGUUGGAUUUACCUUUUCUUUCCCUUGUACAUCACCUUCAAUUAAUUGUUCAAUUCUUAUUGAUUGGACAAAGGGAUUUGAAACAGGUAGAGCUACGAAUGAUCCUGUAGAAGGUCGUGACGUAUGUAAAUUAAUGAAUGAUGCUUUUGUAAGAGCUGCUAUUCCAGCCAAAGUAUGUUGUGUAUUGAAUGAUGCUGUUGGUACUCUUAUGUCAUGUGCAUAUCAAAAAGGUAGAGGUACCCCACCAUGUUAUAUAGGUAUUAUAUUAGGUACUGGUUCUAAUGGUUGUUAUUAUGAACCUGAAUGGAAGAAAUAUAAGUAUGCUGGAAAAAUUAUAAAUAUCGAAUUUGGUAAUUUUGAUAAAGAUUUACCUACAUCACCCAUCGAUUUAGUUAUGGAUUGGUAUUCAGCUAAUCGUAGUAGACAAUUGUUUGAAAAAAUGAUAUCUGGUGCUUACUUAGGUGAAAUCGUAAGAAGAUUUAUGGUAAAUGUUUUACAAAGUGCAUGUUCUAAAAAGAUGUGGAUUAGUGAUAGUUUCAAUUCAGAAUCUGGUAGUGUUGUAUUAAAUGAUACUUCAAAAAAUUUUGAAGAUAGUAGGAAAGUUGCUAAGGCUGCUUGGGAUAUGGAUUUUACUGAUGAACAAAUUUAUGCCUUACGUAAAAUUUGUGAAGCUGUAUAUAAUAGAUCUGCAGCUCUUGCUGCUGGUACUAUAGCUGCUAUAGCUAAAAGAAUCAAAAUUAUUGAACAUUCUAAAUUCACUUGUGGUGUUGAUGGAUCCUUAUUUGUUAAAAAUGCUUGGUAUUGUAAAAGAUUACAAGAACAUUUAAAAGUUAUCUUAGCUGACAAAGCUGAAAAUUUAAUUAUUAUUCCAGCAGAUGAUGGUUCAGGAAAGGGAGCAGCCAUCACAGCAGCAGUCAUCGCAUUAAAUGCGGACAUUCCACAAUUACCAUAA